Molecule: messenger RNA, 9135 nt
Organism: Condylostylus longicornis
Lineage: Eukaryota; Metazoa; Arthropoda; Insecta; Diptera; Dolichopodidae
Gene: cher
Product: filamin-A
Exons: 24
Coding region: 203-7996 (2597 amino acids)
Biological process (GO): actin cytoskeleton organization
Molecular function (GO): actin filament binding
Source: RefSeq, a predicted model, not a curated record
CAGAGAAGAUUAUAAACAUUACAUUUUAACGUAAAAAUUUAUUUUGUAUUUGCCAACAAAGCAUUUACAUAUGAAAACGUAAAAAUACACCAAUAGAAAUAUCAACAUCAAAACAAGCUUUUUUCCUCUCUCUUUUUUUUCCAAAUAAACAAACAAAGUUCUUUUUACAACAAAAAUUUUUUAAUAUAUUUUGAAUGAAAACAUGUUUGGACGCAAUAGUAUGAGUCGAAAUACAAAUGCAAUUACCGGUGAAAAUACCGGCUACGUCACCGAUCGUAAUAGUGUUGGUGCAAAUACCGGUAUUAAUAUGGGAUUAUCACCAAUGGGACAAAAUCAACAGCAGCAGCAGCAACAACAACAAUCACAACAUCAACAACAGCAGCAUCAAUAUCAUUCACAACCAUAUUCAUCAUCAGGUUUAGUCGAUGAAAGACCGCGUGCGCAUACGGGUGUAAAAGAUUUUGGUCGUCAAUAUUAUUCAAAUAGCGGUCAACAACAACAACAACAAAUUAGAAAUUCAGCAAGUGGUGUACAAAAUAAUAAUAAUAUUAAUAAAAAUAAUUCAAAUAAUAGUUAUAAUAAUAAUAAUAAUAGUAAUAAAUUUAUUGAAAACGAAAAACAAGGAUAUUAUAAUAAUUAUCCACAACAACAGCAAGAACAAGAAAAAUUAUAUCAGCAACAACAAGAUCAACAAUAUCCUCAACAGAGUGCUGGUGAUUUUCAAGAAGAAGAAGACAUGGAAGCUGAACGUGAUUUAGCUGAAGAUGCUCAAUGGAAAAAAAUUCAACAGAAUACAUUUACACGUUGGGCAAAUGAGCAUCUUAAAAUAAUUGAUCGUAGUAUUGUCAAUUUAGAAACGGAAUUAUCAGAUGGUUUACGUUUGAUAGCAUUAAUUGAAGUUUUAGCACAAAAACGUAUGCCGAAAUAUAAUAAACGUCCCGUAUUUCGUAGUCAAAAAUUGGAAAAUGUUUCGGUUGCAUUAAAAUUUCUUGAAGAUGAGGGUAUUAAAAUUGUUAAUAUUGAUUCAUCAGAUAUUGUUGAUUGUAAACUUAAACUAAUUCUUGGUUUAAUAUGGACACUUAUUUUGCAUUAUUCAAUUUCAAUGCCUGUAUGGGAUGGCGAGGACGAUAAUCAAAUAAAUGGCUCCGGCCCGACACCAAAACAAAGAUUAUUAAAUUGGAUUCAUACAAAAAUACCUGAUUUACCAAUUAAUAAUUUCACAAAUGAUUGGACAGAUGGUAAAGCUGUAGGUGCAUUAGUUGAUGCAUGUGCGCCAGGUUUAUGCCCCGAUUGGGAAUUAUGGGAUCCCAAGGAUGCAGUACAAAAUGCAUCUGAAGCUAUGGGUUUAGCUGAUGAUUGGUUAAAUGUUAGGCAAUUAAUUAAACCAGAAGAAAUUGUUAAUCCAAAUGUUGAUGAACAAUCAAUGAUGACAUAUUUAUCGCAAUAUCCAAGUGCAAAAUUAAAACAAGGAGCACCAUUACGUCCAAAAACUAAUCCAAAUAGCAUUCCUCCUCCCCGAGUUCGAGCUUAUGGUCCUGGAAUUGAACCCACUGGGCCAGUUGUUGGCGCACCAGCCAAUUUUACAGUUGAAACAUUUUCUGCUGGAAAAGGAGUUGUUGAUGUAAUUGUUAUUGGACCAGGGGGUCAACAGGAGAAGGCAGAUGUUCGUUAUAAUAAUGAUAAAAAUUUAACAUAUUCUGCAUCCUAUAUUCCAAAGGAAGAAGGGAAUCAUCAAGUUUUCAUAAAGUUUUCUGGUAGAGAUAUUCCAAAAAGUCCCUAUAACGUGAAAGUGGAAGGACAUGCUGGCGAUGCUUCUAAAGUCAGUGUUACUGGUCCUGGAAUUCAAGCUACGGGUGUUAGUAUUAAUCGUCCAACGUCAUUUGAUAUAUUAACAAAAGAUGCAGGGAAAGGUGUACCUGAAGUCAUUAUUAUUGAUCCUGCAAAUCAUAAAACUUCAGUUCCAGCAAAAUUAAGACAAAUUGAGCCAGAUGUAUGGCGUUGCGAAUAUGUUUCUCCAUUAACCGGAUUACAUUCUGUAAAUGUAUUUUUUGCUGGUAAUCCAAUACCAAAUAGUCCAUUCCCUGUUAAAGUUGCACCAAUUUCUGAUGCAAAGAAAGUACGAGCAUCUGGUCGUGGGCUUCAAUCGCAAGGAGUACGUGUUGGUGAUGAGGCAGACUUUAAAAUUUAUACUGAAGGUGCUGGAGAGGGUACACCAGAAGUAAGAGUAAUUGGACCAGGAGGUACAACGCAAAUGGUAAAACUGAAUAAAAAAAGUGGAAAAAUAUAUGAAGCAAGCUAUGCUCCAACAAAAGAAGGACGUUAUGUAGUAAUGAUAUCAUAUGGGGGUCAAGAGAUUCCGAAAAGUCCAUUUGAAGUUAAUGUACGCCCUUAUAAAGAAUCCUCAAUUGUUGCUCAUGGGCCAGGGCUUUCAAGUGGCAUUGUAGGUUAUCCGGCAGCGUUUGUCGUUGAAACAAAUGGUGAAACAGGAGCUUUAGGUUUUACAGUAGCUGGUCCUUCACAAGCAGAAAUUGAAUGCCACGAUAAUGGAGACGGUUCUGCUUUAGUAAAAUAUUAUCCAACUGCACCUGGCGAAUAUGCAGUUCAUAUACUUUGUGAUAAUGAGGAUAUACCUAAAAGUCCCCAUAUGGCUUAUAUUUAUCCAAAAACAGAAUUCUUCCCAGAAAAAGUUAAAGCUUUUGGUCCAGGCUUAGAAAAGAAUGGUGUAGUAAUAGAUCAACCUGUGAGUUUUACAGUGGAUACAUCAAACGCCGGUUCAGCUCCUUUAGAAGUUUUCGUGCAAGACGUUUAUGCUAAAUCUAUUCCUGUUCAAAUUAAGGAUAAUCCAGAUGGAACUAAGAUUUGCACAUAUACACCAAAAUCUGGUGUUCCACAUACUGUUGAAAUUAAUUAUGGCGGAGUAGCAACAUCAGAUUCCCCUCAUAGGGUUUAUGUUACAACACCAUUGGACCCGACUAAAGUACAAGUAAUGGGUCCUUGGUUGGAACCUGGUGUAAAACCAAAUGUUGCAACUCAUUUCAAUGUUGAUGCGAGGGAUGCGGGUGAUGCUGAAUUAAAGGUGACAUUAAUCCAUGACGAUACUAGAGCAGAAGUUCCAGUUAGAAUAAUUGAUAAUGAGGAUAGUACCUAUACUGUAGAAGUUGUUCCACCUGCUAUUGGAUCUUACACAACAAAUAUGUAUUAUGGUGGUUUAUUGGUUCCAACAUCUCCAAAGGUGGUUAUAACACCAGCCGUUGACGUUUCCAAAAUUAAAGUUGAUGGCCUAGAACCAACGGCACCUGUUAAUAGUUUACAACAGUUUCGUGUUAUAACAAAUGGUUUGGCUCGAGCUGAUUUGUCUGUGAUUAUAACAAGCCCGUCUGGAAAUCGUAUUAAAGCUCAUGUUAUACCUACCGCAGAAGGGUUUUUAGUUAAUUUUACCCCAACACAGUUAGGAGAAUAUUUAUUGUCCGUUUGCUUUGGUGGAACGCCAAUAACACCAAGACCAUUCCGUUUGCAAUGUUUGGUUGGUAGUGAUUCAGCAAAAGUACAUGCUUAUGGACCAGGCUUGGAAAAAGGUUAUGUAGCGUUGCCAGCCGAAUUCGUUAUAGAUACACGUGGUGCUGGUCAAGGUGGUUUAGGUGUAACAGUUGAAGGACCUUGUGAAGCUGCUAUAAAUUGUCGUGAUAAUGGAGAUGGUACGUGUAAUGUGGCAUAUUUACCAACAGAAGUAGGUGAUUACACAGUAAAUAUAACUUUUAAUGACCAUCAUAUCGUGGGAUCACCAUUCCAAGCUAUUAUUAUUGCUCAACCAAAUUUAAGGAAUAUUCGCGUUUCUGGAUUAGGAAUACAACCUCAUGGUGUAAUUAUGAAUGCGGCUACGGAUUUCUUAGUAGAUAUGAGUAAAGUUGGUAGCAACAUUGAUACAAGCAAAUUAUCUUGUGCAAUAUUUGAUCCAAAGGGAAAUGUCCUUCCCAGUAAAAUAGUAACUGGCAAAGAUGAUGACGUUUUUCGCAUUAUGUAUACUCCAUUUGAAGCAGGACGUCAUACAAUUGAACUUUUAUACGAUAAUGUUCACGUUCCUGGGUCGCCGUUUGUUGUGCAUGUUAAAAGUGGUUGUGAUCCAUCAAGAUGCAAAGCAUAUGGAUCAGGUUUAGAACGAGGUAUUACAAAUCACACAAAUAAAUUUACUGUAGAAACAAAGGGAGCUGGUAUAGGCGGAUUAUCCUUAGCAAUCGAAGGUCCAGCUGAGGCAAAAAUGUCUUGUAUUGAUAAUAGAGAUGGUAGCUGUGACGUUGAAUAUGUUGCAACAGAACCAGGAGAAUAUGAUAUAACAAUAAGAUUUGCUGACAAACAUAUACCUGGAUCACCAUUUAAAGUCUUUGUUGAAGAAAGUGUUGAACCGUCAAAAGUUAAAGUUUUUGGUCCAGCUCUUGAACAUGGUCAAGUAAGAGAAGAUGUACCAACAUAUUUCGAUGUUGAUGUUGGUGAAGCUGGUCCUGGAAAAAUUUCAGUGCAAAUGAAUAACUCUGAAGGACAUCCUAUUGAAAACUGGCAUGUUCAAGACAAAGAAAAUGGUUUAUAUGCUGUGCAUUUCAUACCACCAAAAGAAGGAUCAGUAUUAACAUGUACUGUUAAAUUUGCUGAUGUUGAAGUACCUUGCAGUCCUUUCAUAAUGCAAGUAUUUCCUAAAUUUGAUGAGAAAAAUGUCAAAAUUGAUGGUGAUACACAGAAAAAACAAUUACCAGCAUCAUUACCUGCUAAAUUUCAAAUUGAUACAAAAAAGGCUGGUCAAGCUGAUAUUAAUGUUUCAAUAAAAAAUCCGAAAGGCAAACCAUUGAAGCCAAAAAUGGAACAACUUGAAAAUGGUUCGUAUACGGUAUCAUUUGUACCUGAUGAAUGUGGCCCAUAUAAUGUUAGCAUCAAAUAUGGGGGCAAAGAAAUUCAAGGUUCACCAUUCACUUUGCAAGCAUAUCCUACUGGGGAAGCUAAAAAAUGCAAAUUAGUUGAAGAAGCCCCAAAAAUUCAACCGUCUGGUAGUAAAAGUCAUAUGACAGUUGAUGCUAGAGAAGCUGGUGACGGAGCAGUUACAUGUAAAAUAACAUCGAAAAAUGGAAAUGACGUUGAUAUUGAUGUCAUUGAAAAGGAUGGAUUCUUUGAUAUAUUCUACACAUUAAAUGAACCUGGCGAAUAUGAUUUGAAUGUUAAGUUUGGUGGACAAAGCAUACCGAAUGGACAUUAUUCAAUUAAGGCUGUUGAAAGCAUCGAAGAAUUUGAAGCUAAGAAAACAUCAGUGACUCAUUCCUCAUAUACUGAACAGACAGAAAUUAUCGAACAUACAACAUCACAAGAAGUAAAGGAAACUAAGGAGGUCUAUAAUCAAUAUUUAUUAAACGGGAAAACUGAACUUAAAUAUCAUACUAUAUAUUUAGAGAAGUUACCAUUACCAAGUACUGGCGGUGAAGUUGAAGCUGAAGUAAAAAUGCCAAGUGGAAAAGUAGAUAAACCUGUUAUUGAAGACAACCGUGAUGGUACCGUAUCCGUUAAAUACGAUCCAAAGGAGGAAGGUAUUCAUGAGUUGGUUGUUAAAUAUAAUGGUGAAUCAGUUCAAGGAUCACCAUUUAAAUUCCAUGUUGAUUCAAUUAGCUCUGGUUAUGUAACAGCUUAUGGACCUGGUUUAACUCAUGGUGUUACAGGUGAGCCAGGUAACUUUACAAUUUCAACAAAAGGUGCUGGAGCCGGUGGUUUAUCACUUGCAAUCGAAGGUCCAAGCAAAGCUGAUAUUUCAUAUCAUGAUAAUAAGGAUGGUACUGUCGGUGUUCAAUAUUUACCAACAGCUCCAGGCGAAUAUAAGAUCUCCGUUCGUUUUGGUGAUAAAAUGAUCAAAGGAUCACCAUUUAGUGCAAAAAUUACUGGUGAAGGUCGUAAACGUAAUCAGAUUUCAGUAGGAUCAUCUUCUGAAAUUACGUUCCCAGGAAAAAUUACUGACGAUGAUAUUCGUGCUUUGAAUGCUUCAAUUCAAGCACCGAGUGGUUUAGAGGAACCGUGUUUCUUGAAAAGACUUCCAAGUGGAAACAUUGGUAUUUCCUUUACACCACGUGAAGUCGGUGAACAUCAAGUUUCUGUUAAACGUACCGGACAACAUAUUGCAAAUUCACCAUUCAAAGUGAAUGUUAUGGAACGUGAGGUUGGUGAUGCCAAAAAAGUUAAGGUAAGCGGUCAAGCUCUCAAGGAAGGCAAAACACAUGUAGAAAACAACUUUACAGUUGAUACACGUAACGCUGGAUACGGCGGUCUCUCAUUUUCAAUUGAAGGUCCAAGCAAAGCAGAAAUUGUCUGUAAUGAUAAAGACGAUGGAACUCUGAAUAUUUCUUAUAAACCAACUGAACCUGGUUAUUAUAUUGUUAAUUUGAAAUUCGCUGAUCAUCAUGUUGAAGGAUCUCCAUUUACUGUAAAAGUAUCUGGUGCUGGCUCAAAUCGGCAACGUGAAAAGAUUCAACGCCAACGUGAAGCUGUACCAUUAACUGAAGUUGGUAGCAACUGCCGUUUGACAUUUAAAAUGCCUGGUAUUACAUCAUUUGAUUUAGCUGCCUGUGUUACGUCUCCAGCUAAAAUUACUGAAGAUGCAGAAAUUGUUGAAGUUGAGAACGGUCUUUAUGCUGUUAAUUUUGUACCAAAAGAAUUGGGUGUUCAUACCGUGUCCGUUCGCUAUAAGGACAUGCAUAUUCCUGGAUCACCAUUCCAGUUUACAGUUGGUCCAUUACACGAUUUCGGUUCACAUUUAGUAAAAGCUGGUGGUCCUGGUUUGGAACGUGGUGAAGUGAAUUCUCCAGCUGAAUUUAAUGUUUGGACCCGUGAAGCUGGUGGCGGUUCAUUAGCAAUUUCUGUUGAGGGCCCUAGUAAAGCUGAUAUACAAUUCAAAGAUCGUAAAGAUGGUUCAUGUGAUGUUGCUUAUACUGUAUCACAACCUGGAGAAUAUCGUAUAGGAUUAAAAUUCAAUGACCGUCAUAUACCUGACUCACCAUUUAAAGUAUAUAUUUCACCAGCUGUAGGAGAUGCAAAUAAAUUGGAAGUGCAACAAUUUCCAACAGGAGCUAUUCAAGCUGAUGCACCAUCACAAUUUUUAGUGCGUAAAAAUGGUGCUAGAGGUGAAUUAGAUGCCAAAAUUGUAGCACCAUCGGGAACUGAAGAUGACUGCUUCAAUCAAUCAAUUGAUGCUGACUCAUAUUCAAUUCGUUUUUAUCCACGAGAAAAUGGCAUACAUGCAAUUCAUGUAAAAUUCAACGGUGUACAUAUUCCUGGAUCACCAUUUAAAAUAAAAGUUGGUAAAGAUGUUGCUGAUCCAGCUGCUGUUCAUGCAUCCGGCAGCGGUUUAGAAGAAGUAAGAACUGGUCAUAAAGCUGAUUUUAUUAUAAAUACAUGUAAUUCUGGUGCUGGUACUCUUUCUGUUACCAUGGACGGUCCUUCAAAAGUUGCAAUGGAUUGUACUGAAGUUGAAGAAGGUUAUAAAGUUAGAUAUACACCAUUAUUACCUGGUGAUUAUUUCUGUUCCAUUAAAUACAAUAAUUGUCAUAUUGUUGGUUCACCACAUAGAAUUGUUUGUAGAGGUGACAAACUGGCUGAUGAAGGUCCACAAGAAACAUCAACUGUUAUUGUUGAAACAGUUGCUAAGGUAACAAAGGGUUCAGCAAAUGCUGGUGUUCAUCUGCCUAAAUUCAAAUCUGAUGCAACUAAGGUUACAUGCAAGGGAAUGGGCUUAAAACGUGCCUAUAUAGGAAAACAAAAUCAAUUUACUAUUAAUGCAACUGAUGCCGGCAACAAUAUUUUAUUCAUUGGUAUUUACGGACCGAAAGGACCUUGUGAAGAAAUUUUUGUCAAACAUACUGGACGUAAUAAUUAUUCUGUAAAUUAUUUAGUACGUGACCGUGGCGAAUAUAUAAUGUUCAUUAAAUGGGGUGACGAUCAUAUUACUGGUUCUCCAUUUAAGAUUGAUGCUUAAAGAAGACAUUGAAAAGAAAAAAAUUUUUAUAAACGAAUUAAUAUUAAAAUUAUAAAAAAAAAAUAUAUAUAUAAUGGAACAUAUUGCAAAAAAAAAAAAAAAAUUUAAAAAAAAAAAGUUAAAUUUUGCAAAAAGUAAACAUUUUUUUUUCUCUCAAGGCUCGAAAUUCUUAUUUAAAAUGAAUAAAAUUUUGAAAUCAACAAAAAAUUGAUGAAAUUGCUACUAUUUUAGAGUUCAUUUAUAAAACAGAGAUCUUAUUGUUGCUUUAUUAUAGUCAUGAAAAGAAAUUCAAUUAUUUUUUAAAUUAAUGAUAUGCAACUGAGUUUUUUUUUUUUUUUUUUUUGAAUUAAAAAUGCCAUUAAAGUUAAAAACGACAUACUUAUAUUAUAUUUAAAAAUAUAUAAAAAUCAAGUUGAAAUGAAUGAUUUCAAAAACACAAUAAGUUUUUUUUUUCUUCAAAAUAUUUUAUAGGAUUUUGAAGCGUUUUCUUUAAAAAAGAGAAUUUGAAUCAUUUAUUUUGUUAAGUUUUUUUUUUAUUCACAGUUUUUUUUUUAUUAAUAUUUUUUAUUAAAUUUCAUACUAUUUUUUAUUAAAAAAUAUUCAUUAAAGUAGUUGUAAACUAUUAAAUAAUCUUUUUUUUUACAUUUACAUAAUAUUUAAAUUAUUUUUUUUUUUUGGAAAAUAAAUUUUUUUCUUCACGUUAUCCCUUUGUAUGUUUUCUAUGAAUUUCUUUUAAUUCUAAAUGAUAUGUUUUGCUACUAUUAAAGGUUAAAAUAGUUUUCUUAUAUUCUUGUUAUUUUUUUUUUUAUUUCUCUAAUUUAUAAUAUUCUUUUGCUUUAUUUAAAGAAUUUUAAAUUUUCAUUCAAAUCAUAAUUAAAAAUUUUUUUAAUAUAAAUGAUUAUUACAUAAAUUAUUUGUAUUAUCAUUAUUUUUAUUAUUAUUAUAAUAAAAUUGAGAACAACACCACACUGAAAUUCUGUUUUUCAAAAAAAGAAAAUAAAAGAUUUAAAUCAAAAUUUUUGAUGAAAGUAAAAAACAGAUGAAAAAAAAAAGAGAAUUUAAUUACAUUAAAAAUAAAUGAUUAUGUUAUUAUUUUAAGUUUUAAAUAAAAAAAGAAAAAUAUAUACAUAUAAAUAAAA